AUGGCCGCCGUAUCAGAAUUGAUCGUCUUCAUAGGACAGAAUAUAACGAGCAUCCUGCUACUAAUUUUUGUCAUUCACCUUACACGCAAUUAUUUGAAAUCCGGGGUAUCCUCUAUACCGGGACCAUUACUAGCUAAGUUAUCGAAUGCUUGGAGAUUCGUCGAUGUUGCGAAAGGUCAUGCCGAGGUGACAUUGUUGAAUCUUCAUGGCAAGUAUGGUGACUAUGUGCGACUUGGUCCGAAUGUGGUGAGCGUUCGGGACUUGGACGCAAUAAAGAUUAUUUAUGGAAUAAACAAGGGAUAUGACAAAACCGACUUUUACAAAGUCCAACAGCAAUUGGUCAAGGGCAAACCCACGCCAACUCUUUUCACUACCACAGACGAAGAGUUCCAUGCCGCGAUAAAACGACCUGUAUCCUCCGCGUACUCGAUGAGUACCCUGACGGAGUUUGAGCCUUUUGUUGAUCAAACCAUUCAUACGUUUUUUAAAAGAAUGGAUGAAUUUGCGAACGAUCAUAAAGUCUGUGAUAUCGCUACCUGGUUGCAAUACUAUGCCUUCGAUGUCAUUGGAGAAUUGACCUUUAGCAAAUCAUUGGGGUUCUUGGAAAAAGGAUCUGACGUGGAUGGAGUCAUUGCCGCUCUUGAGGCAAUGCUCAAUUAUUCUGGCAAGAUUGGACAAAUUCCCUGGCUAGAUUAUGUCUUCAUCAAGAAUCCCCUCAGGAGAAUCAUUCAAGGAGGUUCCACCGGCGCGGUGGCUCGCUUUGCCCGUGCCCGGGUCGACGAGAGACUCAAAGAAGCCAAGCUAGAAGGAACAGUCGAAAAAGAUAGAUCAGCACCCAAACCAAGGGAUUUUCUUGCUCGAUUUCUAGAAGCAAAAGAUUUGCAUCCGAACAUUGUGAGCGACAACCAGGUCUUCUCCUACACAGUCUCCAAUAUGAAUGCCGGAUCAGACACCACCGCUAUAUCGCUCCGAGCUGUUCUAUACUACACACUUAAAAAUCCACUAGUUGCGGCGAAGUUACAAACGGAACUAGAGACUGCCUUGAAAGAAGAGCGAAUCACCGUCCCGGUCUCGUGGAAGCAAAGCCAGGAAGAACUGCCUUAUCUCGACGCAGUCAUCAAAGAAGCACUCCGAUUACAUCCUGCUGUGGGGCUGAUCAUGGAACGAAAGGUACCCAAGGGUGGUCUACAACUGCCAAAUGGCGGACCAUAUCUGCCCGCUGGGACAAUAGUCGGUACCAACCCCUGGGUAAUUCACCGACAUGCUCUUUUCGGUGAAAAUGUUGAUAAAUUUCGUCCCGAGAGAUGGCUACCAGCAAACGGCGAAUCUGAUGCCGAGUUCCAGUCUCGAAAGCAGAAAAUGCUCCGUGCGACACUCACAUUUGGGGCGGGGGCGAGGACUUGUAUUGGGAAAAAUAUCAGCCUGCUGGAAAUUUACAAGUUAAUUCCUUCGCUAUUACUCACAUAUGAUAUUAGAUUAAAGAGCCCGGAAAAGGAAUGGGAGACUACCAAUGCAUGGUUUGUACGACAAACAAGAAUUGAUGUUUUGUUGGCUCGUCGUGGUUUUCAAUAG
Penicillium manginii is the source of this 1572-nucleotide messenger RNA. Its product is annotated as cytochrome P450. Lineage: Eukaryota; Fungi; Ascomycota; Eurotiomycetes; Eurotiales; Aspergillaceae. The record is from RefSeq and is a predicted model, not a curated record. Gene Ontology annotation, molecular function: oxidoreductase activity, acting on paired donors, with incorporation or reduction of molecular oxygen; monooxygenase activity; heme binding. The coding region runs from base 1 to 1572 and encodes 523 amino acids. The transcript is spliced from 5 exons.